AUGCCCCUGAUGUCAUGCUCGCCCAGUCCAGCAGAUCGGACACCAAACGGUCACCGGGGCCGAAAGCAGCACAAAAAAACAGUGCUGAUCAUACCACAACAAGUCGCGAUCGAGCCGAUUGUCUGGCCGGCGGAACUAACGCGACAAAGACACGGAAUUGAGCGGCAAAAGAUUUCCAGCGGUCCGGCAUCAAUCUUCGAUCUUACGUAUCUCUUCCUACUCCCGCUCGACAUCCGCCAUCACAUAUACCGUCUUAUGCUGCGAGAGGCUGGGAACCGCCAGCAUAUCUUCUGCCCAUCGGUCGCCCGUAGAGGGAUACCGCGCGAGCUGCAUCUCCGCUAUCUGCUAAGUCGGCCAUGCGGCGAGUCGACCAACGGUAGUUGCGGGCACUACGACUGCCUGAAGAAUGACAGGCAAGAAGAACGCCAAUCAAAUUCCCACUAUCUCGCCAAUUUUCUCCCUUUGAUGAGGACAUGCAAGUUUGCGUACCGCGAGGUUGCCCACUUCCUCUACAGCGAGAUCAACUUCACCUUCGCCAGCUUCGGCGAACUGAAGACGUUCCUCGACUGGAUCAACCCGGAAACGGCGCUGUCAAUCCGCUCCGUCACCUUCAUCGCCCACAUGCUGCCGGAGGGGACGGAACACUGCCAAGAGUUGAUCAAAGGCCACUACUUCCGGGGCACGGGGUGGGACCACGUCUCGCUGUUCCGGCGCAUGCCGAACCUCGCGUCUCUCGACAUCCGCUUCUUCCCCAGCAUCAUGCUCUCGUUCACGACCAAGUUUGCCGAGAUCAUGGAGCCGCUGAGGGAGCUGGCCAAGGACACGGCCAUCACGGUCGCGCUGCCAAGGAUGUACUACAAGAAGGAUAUGACUGGCCGGGGGCUGCCGUUUGUCCGCAACCUUGCCCCCGGCCGCGCGCCGUUCUAUGCACUGACGAGAGCGGUGGUUGACGUGGAGCAGGGAACGGCGGGCUGUGAGGCGUAUCCGAAAUUUGUGUAA
Messenger RNA from Chaetomium fimeti, 999 nucleotides. RefSeq lists its product as uncharacterized. The record is from RefSeq and is a predicted model, not a curated record. Bases 1 to 999 code for a protein of 332 amino acids. The transcript has 2 exons. Lineage: Eukaryota; Fungi; Ascomycota; Sordariomycetes; Sordariales; Chaetomiaceae.